This is a messenger RNA of Rosa chinensis, 1181 nucleotides long. Its product is annotated as alpha carbonic anhydrase 7. The record is from RefSeq and is a predicted model, not a curated record. Lineage: Eukaryota; Viridiplantae; Streptophyta; Magnoliopsida; Rosales; Rosaceae. Gene Ontology annotation, molecular function: zinc ion binding; carbonate dehydratase activity. The coding region runs from base 31 to 864 and encodes 277 amino acids. The transcript is spliced from 6 exons.
CUCCCAGUGCAGCUUGAUCGCAGCUCAAAAAUGUUGAAGCUACCCAGCCUAUUAGUUUUGGUUUGCAGCAUUGUUCUUGUUUUGCAUUCAUACCAAGCAACCUCACAUGAUGAACAUGAUGAAGUUGAGGAUCAGAUGGAGUUUAGUUAUGACGACGACAGUGAGAAGGGGCCAGCUAGAUGGGGAAAGAUACGCCACGAAUGGAGCAUGUGUAACAAUGGAUCGUUGCAGUCUCCGAUCGAUCUGUUAGAUGCCAGAGUUGAUGUAGUCUCAGAUUUAGGGACACUUCAGGAUAGCUACAGGGCUUGCAAUGCCACUCUUAAGAAUAGAGGCCAUGAUAUGAUGUUGAAAUGGCAAGCUGAUGCAGGAUACAUUCCAAUCAAUGGAACUCAGUAUACAGCCAGACAAUGCCACUGGCACUCACCUUCUGAACACACCAUCAAUGGCAAGCAGUUUGAUUUAGAGUUGCAUCUGGUUCAUGACAGUCCAAAUGCAAGCAUCGCUGUUAUCGGAAUCCUGUAUAAGAUUGGAAAACCAGACCCAUUUUUGACACAGAUGAUGGACCACUUGGAAGACUUAUCUGAUAGCAUUAACGAAGAGAAAGUGAUUGGUAUGGUUGAUCCAAAGCAAAUAAAAAUUGUCAGUACGAAGUACUACAGAUAUAUAGGCUCUCUUACAACUCCUCCUUGCACACAAGAUGUCCUAUGGACCCUUGUUGGAGAGGUGAGGACUGUCUCUAAAGAACAGGUCAAAUUCCUCCGCAAAGCUGUUCACGAUGAGUCAGAAACUAAUGCAAGACCAGUACAACCGAUAAACAGGCGCUCGGUGAAACUUUAUAAACCCAGUACACAGGAUCAGAAUUGAAUAUACCUAGAACUUUGUGCCUCAAGCAUCACAAUCUAUCAUUUAUCGCAAGGUUUGACACUAAAAGACGAAGGAUGCAUAGACUAGGCUAUCUAAACAAAUAAUGUUCAUUAGGAUUUCUCUAGCAGAUCUUUCUUUUUACACCCUUUUUAGCUUCUUUUUACAUCUUUUAUGUUACAUGCAAAAUUCAUAUUGAAAUACUGUAGAGAAUAAAGCAGAAAUAAUGAGAAUUACUAGAAAAUAUAAGAGUGGAGGGCCAUGUAUUAUGAUGAAUUAAUUAAUCAGGUUUAAGUGUUUGGCCCAGAAUAUAUUGAAUG